Molecule: messenger RNA, 186 nt
Organism: Gongylonema pulchrum
Lineage: Eukaryota; Metazoa; Nematoda; Chromadorea; Rhabditida; Gongylonematidae
Source: the annotation of a GenBank genome assembly
GAUUUCACUACUUCAACUCAGCUAGCACAGAAAGCAGCAUUAGCGGCCCUGGAUGAGAAUGCAAACAUUGAGCAGCAGCAGAAAGGAACUGCCGCAGGAUCGCAGUUCGCAAAUGCUCGUAUCACUUCGGGCGUUUUGCGACGCCGCAACAACGAAUCAUCGGUAAGUAAACCUUACGGUUUGUAA